AACAGUCUUCCGGCCAUUUUGAAAAUCUCGCGUUUCUCUUCCUGCUUUGCUCUGCGUGCUGUCGCUGCUCGAUUCGCUUUUUAAAACUUUUUCGCGUGUAAUCAGUGAUUAAUUUCAGGAUGAAUGUUAUUGAUCAUGUGCGGGACAUGGCGGCCGCCGGCCUGCAUUCUAACGUGCGGCUCCUGAGCAGCCUGCUGCUGACGAUGAGCACCAACAACCCGGAACUCUUCUCUCCAGCACAGAAGUAUCAGCUGUUGGUGUAUCACGCUGAUGCCAUAUUUCAUGAUAAAGAGUACAGGAAUGCAGCCUGCAAAUACAACAUGGCCCUGCAGCAGAAAAAGGUGCUCAGUAAAACCUCUAAAGUGCGUCCAUCCAGCACAGGAGGCACCUCUUCAGUCCAAACCCAGAACUUGCCUUCAGAGAUUGAGGUGAAGUACAAGAUUGCAGAGUGCUACACCAUUCUGAAGCUGGACAAAGAUGCCAUCUCGGUUUUGGACGGGAUUCCAUCAAGGCAGAGGACUCCGAAGAUCAACAUGAUGCUGGCGAAUCUGUACCGAAAGGCUGGGCAGGAGCGAUCAGCAGUCACGAGCUACAAGGAAGUCCUGAGGCAGUGUCCUCUCGCACUGGAUGCUAUUAUUGGGCUGCUGUCUCUGUCUGUGAAAGGAGCUGAGGUGGCCUCCAUGACCAUGGAUGUGAUCCAGAGUAUCCCUAAUCUGGACUGGCUUUCUGUUUGGAUCAAAGCCUACGCCUUCAUCCAUGGAGGAGAUAAUCACAGAGCCAUCAACACUAUCUGCUCCCUGGAGAAAAAGUCUCUCCUGAGGGAUAACGUGGAUCUGUUGGUGAGCCUUGCAGACGUGUACUUCCGAGCCGGAGACACCAAGAACGCCAUCCUGAAAUUUGAGCAGGCGCAGAUGCUCGACCCCUAUCUCAUCAAAGGCAUGGAUGUGUAUGGCUACCUUAUGGCUCGAGAAGGACAUCUGGAGGACGUGGAGGUUCUUGGUGGUCGACUGUUUAAUAUCUCAGAUCAGCAUGCGGAACCCUGGGUAAUAUCUGGGUGCCACAGUUUCUACAGUAAGCGCUAUUCUCGUGCACUGUACCUGGGGGCCAAAGCCAUCCAGCUGAACAGUAACAGCGUGCAGGCUCUGCUUCUGAAGGGUGCUGCGCUGCGCAACAUGGGCCGAGUGCAGGAAGCGAUCAUUCACUUCCGGGAGGCCAUGAGGCUGGCACCAUGCCGUCUAGACUGCUACGAAGGACUGAUUGACUGUUACCUGGCAUCCAAUGGCAUCCGUGAGGCAAUGGGCAUGGCCAAUAACAUCUAUAAGACACUUGGUGCCAAUGCCCAGACCCUCACUAUUCUGGCCACGGUGUGUCUGGAGGACCCCAUGACCCAGGAGAAGGCCAAGACCCUGCUGGAUAAAGCCCUCGCGCAGCGGCCAGACUACAUCAAAGCCGUGGUGAAGAAAGCGGAGCUCCUCAGUCGAGAACAGAAAUACGAAGAAGGCAUAGCACUUCUGCGGAAUACACUGGCCAAUCAGAGCGACUGCAUGCUGCACAGAAUGCUGGGAGAUUUCCUAGUCGCUGUUAAUGAGUAUCAGGAGGCCAUGGACCAGUAUAGCAUAGCCUUGAGCCUGGAUCCAAAUGACCAGAAGUCUUUAGAGGGCAUGCAGAAGAUGGAGAAGGAGGAGAGCCCUACAGACGCCACAGUGGAGAUCGACGGGGACGACAUGGAGGGCAGCGGAGAGGAAGGCGACCUUGAGGGCAGCGACAGUGAGGCAGCGCAGUGGGCCGACCAGGAGCAGUGGUUUGGCAUGCAGUGAGUGGCAGCACUGAUCUCCGAUCAGCCACCUCCUGACUCGUCAUCAUUCAGCAGGAUGUAAAGAACACAAACUGAUCCUGGAUCGGCAAUUAACUCUGGAGUUUAUGAGCCUGGCCUACAGCUAGUGUUGUAGCGCCUCCUGCAGGCUGGGAGCCAUGUCGUGUAGGCCAGAGUACAGGAAAGCCUGACGCAUCUGUGUGUAAACAUGGACGAUAUUGUCAUGGGUAAUGGUGCGCAGUUAUAAAGAACAGCACUGAUGCUUUCAAACACUUGCCACUGUGGAGUAAAAUCAGUGCCCUUAUAUCAGGGUCGUCUUUUGCUUUGGGACAGGUACACAGCUCUGCUCUGCGUCAGUGCUUCAGUUUUAAAUCUAAUGAUUGUAGUACUUCUGAACACCUUGUUCACUUUCCAGUUUUGCCAUAGCAAGAUCUCUCACAAAGCAUUUUCAAAUGAACUUCAAACAUGAGCUUAAUCACUCGUUUGCUCUUAGGAGGUAAAAACAAAGCCUUAUUGUCAUCACUUAUGUUUGAAACCAUUGAUUUUUCUUAUUGAACUGCUCUUUACCCCCCUCCCGUGAUGCCAGAGUGCCACAUAACCACUACGCUCUUACAGAAAUUAUAAAACUACAGAACAAACCAUCCGACUCGCAUCAUAUAUAUUUCAAUAUAAACAAAUACUGUGGUUCAGGAUGCUAAUUUUGAUUUUAAGAUGGCCUUGUGAACAUCUCUGAGCAGCCUUUUCCACAUGGUUCCUAUGGAUGUUCAAGAAAAACAAACUCUUCUAAAAGGAGAAAACCUUUGUUUCCAGUCAGCGUAUUUGAUCAAAUUGUGUUCACGUAGCCUGACGUGCUCUCUGUGGUGUGACUUAUUUUUUAAUCUGAUGUUUAUAACAAUAUCAUAUCAUUGUGAACUGUGAAAAAAAACAAAACUAUUUUUCAAUGUUAACAAAUAAAUCAUGAUGGAUUCCUUA
This is a messenger RNA of Neoarius graeffei (lesser salmon catfish), 2785 nucleotides long. RefSeq names its product anaphase promoting complex subunit 7 (gene anapc7). Gene Ontology annotation, biological process: cell division. The transcript is spliced from 11 exons. The coding region runs from base 120 to 1817 and encodes 565 amino acids. NCBI's taxonomy places the organism in Eukaryota, Metazoa, Chordata, Actinopteri, Siluriformes, Ariidae. Gene Ontology annotation, molecular function: protein binding. The record is from RefSeq and is a predicted model, not a curated record.